AUGGCUCCCCGCGAGGAGCUCAUUGCGUCUGCUGUGACCUUUCUCCAGGAUCCCUCAGUGGCAUCAUCGCCCAUUGAGAAAAGAGUCGCCUUUCUACAGUCCAAAAAUCUAACACAGGAAGAAGUCGACCUUGCUUUAGCGAGAGUCGGCGAGGAUCCUGCUGCAGCUGCAGCUGCCACAGGCGCAUCGUCACCAGCCCCCUCUUCACAACAGGUUGCUUAUCGGCCACCACCACAAGCCCCCCAGGGGUAUGGCUAUCCUCCAUACGGCCAAUGGCAAGCUCCUCCUGAGCCGCCCAAGCGCGACUGGCGAGACUGGUUUAUCAUGGCGACAGUGGUAGGAGGAGUUGGAUAUGGACUAUACUUCGUCACCAAGCGUUACAUUUCCCCACUGAUUGCGCCGCCAACCCCUCCUCAACUAGAGCAGGAUAAAGAGAAAAUCGAUGAGCAAUUCUCCCGUGCAUUUGAUCUGAUUGAGCAACUUUCGACCGACACUUCAGCCCUGAAGGCUGCUGAAGAUGCCCGUACCGAGCGUCUCGACGCUGCUCUCAAGGAUGUGGAAUCCCUUGUUGUAGAUUUGAAGGCUUCUUCACGUCGAAGAGACGACGAGGCUCGCCGAAUCAGUGAUGAAGUCAAGUCGUUGAAGGAUGCCAUUCCUAAGGCCCUCGAAGGUGCCCGAGAAGGGAAUGAAAACCGAUUGAAGGAGCUUGGAACCGAGUUGAAGAGCCUGAAGGUCCUACUGGGUAAUCGCCUGGGUGGUACUGGCGCCACUUCUCCAGCUGGCAGAACUUUAGGCAGCUCGACACCCCCUCCUCCCCCAUCUACUGCACCUCAGUCGACUCCUACGGAUACCAACACUGUCACCCCACCUGCCCCAGCCACCACUGGCCUGCAAGCAACCGUGACUUCGCCAGAACAGGAGACUCAGCCCUCAACGAGCACACCUGCGACUCCGGCUCCAGCCACCAGCCAGAGUAGCCCGCUUUCGCAACUGAAUCGCUCGGCUUCCAUCCCAGCCUGGCAAAUGGCCGCUGCCAACCGAUCCAAGAGCUCGCAGUCAAGCCCUGCCCCAGCUGCUAGUGACAAGCCGACGGAUACCACUAAUGAGCAAAGCGCCCCACCCAGCUAA
Molecule: messenger RNA, 1128 nt
Organism: Penicillium angulare
Lineage: Eukaryota; Fungi; Ascomycota; Eurotiomycetes; Eurotiales; Aspergillaceae
Gene: pex14
Product: putative peroxisomal membrane anchor protein (Pex14)
Exons: 5
Coding region: 1-1128 (375 amino acids)
Biological process (GO): protein import into peroxisome matrix, docking
Cellular component (GO): peroxisomal importomer complex; peroxisomal membrane
Molecular function (GO): signaling receptor binding
Source: RefSeq, a predicted model, not a curated record